UGGGUAGAUAAGAUUAUGGAACUCUGGAGUAACUACCUGCAAGUCCAUUGGAUUAAUAUGGUUUUUUAACAAGUAUAGAGAUAGAAUCCAUACUAAUAUACUUUUGAUUGUUGUUUUAAUGUGUUGAACUAUCUAGUAUUUGAAAGAAACAAUAGCGAGGUAAACAAAUAUUAAUGUCUGGUAUACCCACAGGUGACAGGUUCCUAUCACGUGACCUACCAGGUGACCUACAACGUGACCUACCACAUGACGUAUCGCGUAACCUAUCACGUGACCUACCCGGUGACCCAACACGUGAUGGAAGAUUUGAAAUUCGUGACGAAAGUGAAGUUCUACUGGACGACAUCAAAUGUUUACAGUUAACAGAAGACUCGUUUAGUGCAGCGUCUCAUAUCGUGAGAGAAAACAAACAUUUGAUUGGAGAUUUUAAACGACUUGUGGAUACACGGACACAAGGAACUAGACAAGAGUAUUUAAAGUGUUGUAUGGAAAUGUACAGGCUUAAAGACGAUUCUAGAAUAGAAGAAGAUGAGGUUUUAAAAUUCCAAGUGUUAAGUCAAUUUUUGUUUCACCUGAACAUAAUCCCAGAAUCUGUAGCUGAAUAUCGCAGUGCUGAUGUGGGCCAAGUAAAAGUUGAUGUUGAAACUCUGCACAAGCUGUGGUGUUGGUUGUGCUCCUUCAAUGUACAGUGUACACUACAGCUGGCUGUAUAUGAUGACGUUAUUUUAUCAUUGAUCGAGUAUAUAAAUGAUUGGGAUAUUGAUGACGAUGAAUGUUUUGAGUACGCUACUUGGAUUAUCUACAAAAUAAUUAAAGUGUCGGAUAUUCAAACACAACAGAAACUGUGUGUCUUCAUCGAGGACUCAAGAUCUAUUUUUGUAAAAAGAAAUACAGUUGCGCUUUAUGUCCUUGCUUUGUUCUCAAACGAUGAUCAAAUAGAUGACAUCAUAGUUGAUGAUGACAUGUUGAGAAAUGUAUAUUAUGACGUAGAAAAAGUAUUUAAGUACAGGUUUGACAGGUAA
Physella acuta is the source of this 1022-nucleotide messenger RNA. RefSeq lists its product as uncharacterized. The record is from RefSeq and is a predicted model, not a curated record. NCBI's taxonomy places the organism in Eukaryota, Metazoa, Mollusca, Gastropoda, Physidae.